Molecule: messenger RNA, 1056 nt
Organism: Haemonchus placei
Lineage: Eukaryota; Metazoa; Nematoda; Chromadorea; Rhabditida; Trichostrongylidae
Source: the annotation of a GenBank genome assembly
AUGCCGCAUAACGUUGGUCGUUCUCGCAAAAACGAUAAGGCCGAUGAGCAGGACCUCGAAACAAGCAGUGGUAACUAUACGAUCACAAAAUCAUUGUAUCGAUCCUGUAAACACGACACAUUUUCUAGAGCAGCAACACUAUCUUAUGAUGAAGCAGAAGACCAAAUGGAAGUAGCACCAGACAUAAGCAACAAUCCUGCAUUGUACACUCCUCUGUGGGCCAGUUUCCGAGGCCCAAAGGAAGAACGUGCAACAACUGCACAACGUACAUCAUGGUCUUUGCCAAUUCAUGUUUCUGCUUUUCUGAAAAUGCGACCAGCCGAUCAUUGGCGGGACCGCUCUUUCCUUGUUACGUUGGAAGGCCGUCGUUGGCACUGUCAGUACAAAGUCAUGAAUUCUCAGCUAGGGAGCCAAGAAGAGGCAAACGCAUUUGAAGUACGUGAGAGAUUAGUGGAAAAUAUGAGAAGCGUUAUGGAAAGACGAUGUCCGGAUGCUUUUCUCGAGCAGUAUCCACGCCAACACCAUCGGCUCAAUUUUCAGCGUGAGGUUUUCGCUGAAGGAGUUCGUCUCCGUUAUAUGUAUCCAGAACUGACACGUGGAUGUGAAUGUCCGCGGCAGAAAUGUGUGGUGGGGGAGUGUCCUUGCCUCGUGUACAAGAAGAUGGUGACGUCUGAUGACCAAACGUUGUAUGACAACACCUAUGUAUUCGACAUAAAUGAACAAGUGGAGGGCGAACCACAAAAAUACGCCAUCGAUGGUACAUGGAGCGGCAACAUAUCGCGAUUUUUCAAUCAUACAUGUGUUAAUCCGACUUUGGAAGCGAAAGUACUGUUCACACGUGGGAAUAUGGUAACUCAUGAUCUGGCCUUUUUCACGACUAGAGACAUUGAAAUCGGUGAAGAGUUGGUAUUUUGCUAUUCAAAGGAAGUCAUGCAGCAACGAACAUUUGGGAUCCCUUUGCUGAAAAUAAGUAUAUUGGGCAAGCAGGGUCGUGUUUCAUUUGGGAUCCAUUUUGCGGUCUAUGAAGUUGCCUAUACCGAGUACUCUAUGGCAUAG